This is a messenger RNA of Ipomoea triloba (trilobed morning glory), 1505 nucleotides long. RefSeq names its product ethylene-responsive transcription factor ERF027-like. Gene Ontology annotation, biological process: regulation of DNA-templated transcription. The record is from RefSeq and is a predicted model, not a curated record. The transcript has a single exon. Bases 233 to 967 code for a protein of 244 amino acids. Lineage: Eukaryota; Viridiplantae; Streptophyta; Magnoliopsida; Solanales; Convolvulaceae. Gene Ontology annotation, molecular function: DNA-binding transcription factor activity; DNA binding.
GUAAGUCUACUAUCUCUCAUCUCUGAUCUUUCCCUUUCAAUUUGCACCAAAACCCUCCAAAACCCUAAUUAAGUCAAACCACGAUUUCCCCACGCUUUCACUUUUAUCCCUCAUUUCUUCCCAUAUAUAUACUAUACAUACAUACACACAUAUACACACCACACUCAAAUCAUUCCUCAAUUCAGUAGUCACAUCUCUCAACAUCUAUAUAUUUAUAUGUCUGUGUGUGUUUAUGGCUGACCCUAAUUCGAAAACUCCAGAGAUUAUUAUUAGUCAAACAGCAUCUUACCCAAAUCGCCAGCUACAGGCUAUUGCUGCAACUGCAACUGCAACAACUGUAACGGCGGCGGCAGUUGUUGAGGAUAAGGUUAUAGAAGCGACAACAACAACAACGUUGGAUACUCCGAAUUUGGUGUCUCCGAGGCUGGCAGAACAAGGGCAGGUCGCCGCGGCCUCUUCGCCCACGGGCGGCCGUGGGAAACACCCGAAGUACCGCGGAGUGAGGAGCCGGAGCGGGAAAUGGGUGUCGGAGAUUCGGGAGCCGCGGAAGACCACGCGGAUUUGGCUGGGGACUUACCCGACGCCGGAGAUGGCGGCGGCGGCCUACGACGUGGCGGCGCUGGCGCUUAGGAGCGCCGAGGCCGUGCUCAACUUCCCUGCCUUCGCCGCGCGGUACCCCGUCCCCGUUUCCUCCGACGCGGCGGAUAUAAGACGCGCCGCCGCUAGCGCGGCGGCGAUGAUGAAGCCUGAGAGUAGCGGCGGGGAUGGCGGCGGUGGCCGCCUAGAGAGGAGCGAUGAUCCGUCGGUUAACACAGAGUAUAUUGAUGAAGAAGAGCUUUUCAAUAUGAACAAUUUGCUGGUGGAUAUGGCCGGAGGAAUGAUGGUGAGCCCGCCGAGGAUGAAUUCUUCCCAUCACGCCGACGAUUCCCCGGGAAACUCCGACGCCGAAACCCUCUGGAACUACUAAUAAUCCCAAUAACUUCCAAACACUCCAUUUUCAAUUCAUAUCAAGAAAAACAAAAUCCCCCAUUUUCAUUGUAUAUGAAAUAUAUUCGAUCUUCGAUAUUCAAUCUUCUCCCAAAUACUGCCUACUGAAUUAAGUCCGUGCAGACAAACAUAUGAUAUAUAUAUACUGGCUGAUGGAGGGAACCAUGAUCGAACAAUUCCGAGUUUAUGCUACUAGACUACAAGGUUCUGCGAAUCAUCACCUAAUAGUAUUUUUCUUUCAUUCAAGAGAUGCUUUUUGCUGUUUGUAUUUCAUAUAUACAUAUCAGCGUUUGAUUUUCUGGUUGUUCUUGUUCGAUCUUCAUCAUCAUCAUCUGAUUGAUCUCUUGUUCUGAGCUUCCAAGAUUUGAUCAGAAAGUCUGAGGUUUCAGAAUAUUGAGAUUUUUAGUAAGGUCAAACAAAACGUUUUUCAAUUUCCGAAUCUUCUGUUUGUCGUUCAAACGGUUUUCUUGUCUUCACUCCAUCAAUUAAUGCAAAUAUUAUCAUGUUUUGUGAUUUUA